Molecule: messenger RNA, 2568 nt
Organism: Eufriesea mexicana
Lineage: Eukaryota; Metazoa; Arthropoda; Insecta; Hymenoptera; Apidae
Exons: 20
Biological process (GO): detection of chemical stimulus involved in sensory perception of smell; sensory perception of smell
Cellular component (GO): plasma membrane
Molecular function (GO): olfactory receptor activity; odorant binding
Source: RefSeq, a predicted model, not a curated record
AUGCAUAGUAAGGACAACAGAAGCAAUAUACAUCGAUAUUCAGUAUUUCAGGAAAAUGAAAGACGACGUCUUGAUAUAUUUGAUAUCCCCGAUUAUAACGUGCUCAAGAAAUAUUUGCAAUUUCUGGGACAAGAUCCACGACAAUCAGACGGAUUCAGAAACUUUGUUGUAACUAUAAUAGUGAUUAGUCUUGCUGGCAUUAUUGUACCAACGUUAUUAGGACUGUACGUAUCGAUGUGUGACAAAAAUAUAGACGCAGUGAUCGAGAGUCUGCCGCAAUUUGGAGCAGCUUUGACUAGUACUGUUAAGAUACUGAAUAUCCAUUUUAAUAGAGAAAAUUUUAAAAAAUUAUAUGACCUCGUGGUAACGAAGUGCGAGCAGCUGAAGGCAAAUAAUGAAUUGCACGUUUUAGAAGAAAUCACUACACAGGGCAGCAAAAUGGCGCAAAUGUAUCGAAAUACCUUAUUAUCUUUCAUGGGCUUGUACUUGCUAGUUCCACUUGUUUCUCCAAUUUUAGAUUUUGUUUUUCCACUAAAUGAAACUCGACCGCGCCAACAAUUACUGAGAGUUAAAUACAUUUUCUUUGACGAUGAGAAAUACUUCUAUUAUGUAUAUUUGCAAUUAGCUUGGGGGGCAAUGAUAAGUGUGGUGACGAUAGUUACUAUAGAUUCAUUGUAUAUUCUUAUAAUACACUACAGCAGCGGAUUAUUUGCAGUAUGCGGACAUCAAACCCAGAAGGCAACGAAGAAGUCAAACCUACAGUCAAACGAAAAUAUUUCGGGUAGUUAUGGGUAUGAACAAUUAAGAAAUUGCAUUAUCAUGCACGACGAAGCCAUCCAGUUUUACGAUAUCCUAAACGAGAGUAGUCGGAUUAGCUAUUUGAUUCAAGUUGGAUUGAACAUGAUUGGAAUAAGUGCCACAGCUGUUCAGGCUGUCACAAAUUUGGAUAGACCGGGGGAAGCUUUACGAUUUGCUCUAUUUUGUGGAGCUGAUCAGUUUCAUUUGUUUAUACUCAGCCUACCUGGACAAGUACUCCUGGAUCAUUGUGCAGAGCUAGCAAAUAAUAUAUAUUCCUCCACGUGGUACAGAAUACCAGUGAAAACUCAAAAAAUGCUUUACAUGAUGCAAAUACGGAGUCAAAAGCCAUGUACAUUAACGGCUGCUGGAUUUUACGAAAUGAAUAUGGAAAACUUUGGGAAUACGUUCAGGAUGUGUAUGUCAUAUUUCACUAUGAUAAUGUCUCUAAAGCAGUACAUCUGGAAAAUAGGUCUUUUCUCAUCUACGAUUGUAGCUCAUUUAGUAUUUCAGAAAAAUGGAAGAAAAGAUCACGAAAUGUUUAAAAUCUCAUAUUAUAAAGAACUCAAAAUAUACUUACAAUUUGCGGGAAUAUGUCCACAUAAGUAUCAUGGAUUUCAAGAUAUUACUGCAAUUAUAGUGAUAAUUGGUGUUGCAAGCAUUUUGAUUCCAACGCUAUUAGAAUUAUUUAUGUCAAUACGUAACAAAAAUAUGGACGGAGCCCUCGAGUGUGUGCCCCAUUUAAAUGCAGCUGCGGCAUGUUUUGUUAAAUUAGUGAAUAUUCAUUUCCACAGGGAUAAUUUUAAUAAGUUAUACCAAUAUGUGAUAAAGGAAUGGAACGAACUAAAGUUAAAAAAUGAUCUUUCUGUUCUGGAUGAAAUCGUUUUAGAAGGUAACAAAAUGGCACACUUAUAUCGAAGUAAGAAUUUAUGGUUCUAAUAUUUUGCAUUUAACCUAUGGAUUAUAUUUUUUUCAGAUACACUAUUAUCCUUUAUGAUAUUCUUUUUACUGGUCCCUUUAGUCUCCCCUAUUUUGGACGUUAUUCACCCAUUGAAUGAGACUCGACCGCGACAACAAUUGCUAAGAGUUAAUUAUAUUUUUUUCAAUUAUGAAGAUUACUUUUUUUGCGUAUAUCUUCAAUUAGCUGUUGGCUCAAUUAUUGUUGUAGUAUGCGUAAUUGCAGCAGAUUGGUUGUACAUCCUUAUAAUACACCAUAGUGGUGGAUUAUUUGCAGUAUGUGGACAUCAAAUUCAAGAGGCAACGAAAAAUUCGCUCUUAAUCAACAAUAGAGAUACGUUGAAAAGUUGUUCGUAUAAGCAAUUCAAAAAGUGCGCGAUCAUGCAUAAGCAAGCCAUUCAGUUUUACACUCUUCUAAACGAAAGCAGUCAAAUUAGUUAUUUGAUUCAGGUUGGAAUAAAUAUGAUUGGUAUAAGUGUGACAGCAGUCCAAACUGUUGUAAAUUUAAAUAAACCAACGGAAGCUCUUCGAUGUGCUGUAUUUUGUGGUGCCAACCAAUUUCAUUUGUUUGUACUCAGCUUACCUGGACAAGUCCUCUUGGAUCAUUGUUCUCAACUAACAGAUACUAUAUACUGCUCUACAUGGUACAAGACACCAGUUCAAAUCCAGAAAAUAAUUUACAUGAUGCAAAUAAGAUGCCAGAAGCUAUGUACAUUAACUGCAGGCGGAUUGUAUGAUAUGAACAUGGAAAAUUUUGGAACGACUUUCAAAACGUGCAUGUCGUACUUCACUAUGAUCUUGUCCCUGAGACAAUAA